Molecule: messenger RNA, 759 nt
Organism: Dioscorea cayenensis subsp. rotundata (Guinea yam)
Lineage: Eukaryota; Viridiplantae; Streptophyta; Magnoliopsida; Dioscoreales; Dioscoreaceae
Product: putative calcium-binding protein CML19
Exons: 1
Coding region: 56-589 (177 amino acids)
Molecular function (GO): calcium ion binding
Source: RefSeq, a predicted model, not a curated record
UUGUUUCAAUCACUGUGUUUACCAUUCACUUGUGUUAAAGUAACCAAUAACAAAGAUGAAGAAGCAACUCCAACUGCCACAGCCAUUGGCAUUGCCAUCCACAAGCUCUGCAUCAAAUAAUGCAGAGAUUGACACCCAAGGGUCAAUGAAGAUAAAGACGAAGAAGACGAUAUUGUUGCUAAGAAUGUUUCAUUCUUUUGAUGAGAAUGGAGAUGGAAAGAUAUCACCUGAAGAGUUGUAUAAAUGUGUGCAAAAUGUGGACCGGAAAGAGCUGCACAUGUCCAUGGAGGAAGCUAAGGCAAUUGUGGAGAUGUUAGACUCAAAUGGGGAUGGAUUGCUUGACUUGAAUGAUUUUGUUAGAUUGAUGGAAUGUGAGUGCAAGGAAGAGGAAUGCAAGAUCUUGAGAGAUGCUUUUCAAGUGUAUGAGAUGGAAGGACAAGGAUGCAUCACUCCUAAGAGUCUCAGCAGCGCCCUCGCCCGGCUUGGCCAACGGAGGUCUGUGGAUGAAUGCGCUGCCAUGAUUCGUCAUUUUGAUCUCAACGGAGAUGGUGUUAUUAGUUUCGAUGAGUUCAGAAUUAUGAUGCAUUAAGGUGUUGAUUGUAGGUUUUUUAUGGACUUAGUCAUACGAUGUGCACCACAUGUUAAUGACUAACUUAAUUUUCGCACACCAAAAAAUUUUUACUCUGGAACCAUUUGUUGAGGCAACCUGGUUAAACCCGCUCUCCCGGUGUAUAUAUAUAUAUAUUUAAUCUUUAUUGA